AUGCCACCAAAGCGCAAGGCGGCUGCGCGACUGUCUGGCUUAGCCGGCUCAGACGAUGAGGACGUGAUGCAGGUUAACGAAGCUCAGGAACUACGCCCAGCGAAGAAACCCAGAGGAAGGCCUCGUUCAAAAGCCACGGAAAAUAAAACCCUAGUGAAGGCGAAAAAAGACUCACUGGCACCUCCGCAGGCCGUAGAGCCGACCACGAAACGCAACGCAAGGAGGGGACGGCCAAAGGGGGUUAGCAGCUCGGUGCACGCAGCGGAGACUCAGGAGACAAAGGAACAGGAACGUGACGAAGUGGAGGAGGGGGAUACUGCUUCGCAGCUGGCAGAAAAUGCGCCAGUUUCCCAUAAUGAGCGAGACACUCCGAAGCAAGCCUCGAAGGCCAAAAAAGCAGCGAAGCCUGCAGAAACCGCAGGCACACGUGGUCGGAAGAAAGUCAGCAUGGAGAAAAAAGUACAGACUGAUGGUGAAUUCGAAUACACUCCCACGGCGGUGCGACAGAUCAAAUCCCCCGAGAAACUGAAGGAGCAGAUAGAGCAGCCGGAGCAACUGAAGAGACAACAACGAAGAGCCCAACCAGAAGCUGACAAGGGUAAUGAGGUGCCCGAAGGUGAAAAGGAUGUGCCAGAUGUGGUGGUGGAGACAAUGCUGCAGGAUGGACCAGAGCAGUCCCGUUCUGGAUCCGCAUCACCAGCAAAGCGCCGACAAUCAAGUCAACGAAACUUGCCGAGUUCCCCAUUGAAGCGCAGAAGUGGAGGUUCCGGAGAAGACAAGAAAGGUGGUGGAGAACCGGAAUUGAGACGCAGAAUCGGCGACUUAACAAAGCAAAACGAUGCUUUGGAGAACCGAUAUCGUAUCCUCAAGGAGAUUGGGAUUGUGGAAGCAAAUGCCAAUAUGGAAAAGUUACGGAAACAGUGUGAAUCAAUGAAGACCGCUUCGGACAAUGUCAUUGCGUCUUUGAAAGAAGAGUUGGCGGCGCAAAAAGCACUUGGCCAGCAAAGCCGGGCACUUCAGAGACAGCUGAGGGAGCGCGAUGAUGAAAUCUCGCGACUGAAAUCGCAGGCUGAGGAAGCAUCUUCUCAGGUUUCAGCCACCCAAAACGAAGUGAAAGCUCUUAAGACCAAACUUGCUGCUGCCCGAAAUACCGCUGCUAGCCUGGAAAACGCCGCAAUCAAAAUGCCUGGCAGCGCAAUCAAAGGCGGUGGUGCUGCCAACCGUGCCAACGCUGCAGCGAACGCUGAAGCGGCCCAUGCGGCUCAGUUUGCGCAACUGAAGGAGGAUCUAUACAGUGAUCUUACUGGGCUCAUCAUUCGGGACGUGAAGAAAAGAGAGAACGACCAUUUGUAUGACUGUAUCCAGACUGGUAUUAACGGAACCCUUCAUUUCAAGUUAGCUGUCCCUCUGGAAUCAUCAUCUACCAACUUCGAGACUGCCGAGUUUCAGUAUAUUCCACUUUUGGAUGAGAAUCGAGAUCGCGAGUUGGUGGAUGUCCUUCCUGAAUAUCUUACGGUGGAUAUAACUUUUGUUCGCCAGCAAGCGUCGAAAUUCUAUACUCGAGUCAUUGACGCGCUCACCAAACGACGAUCCAGUUCAUCUCGUUGA
Aspergillus tanneri is the source of this 1608-nucleotide messenger RNA. RefSeq names its product putative chromosome segregation protein (Pcs1). Lineage: Eukaryota; Fungi; Ascomycota; Eurotiomycetes; Eurotiales; Aspergillaceae. The coding region runs from base 1 to 1608 and encodes 535 amino acids. Gene Ontology annotation, molecular function: microtubule site clamp; protein binding. Gene Ontology annotation, biological process: homologous chromosome segregation; attachment of mitotic spindle microtubules to kinetochore; meiotic sister chromatid segregation. The record is from RefSeq and is a predicted model, not a curated record. Gene Ontology annotation, cellular component: mitotic spindle; chromosome, centromeric core domain; monopolin complex. The transcript is spliced from 3 exons.